AUGCAGGCGGUGAGAGGGGCCAGCGUCGCGCUCCUGCACCUGACGCGACGCGCCACAGGCCGCGCGGACGAGCUCGCGGCGGACACGGAGGACCACGACGCGCGCUUGUCUGCGGUGCGGGAGUCGCUCGCGGAGCUCACGUCGACCCUCGCCGAACCGAGCGCCCUCUUCCCGCCGGGAACCGACGGAUUUUCGCCCGACCCAAUUGCGCGAGCCCAGGACUACUUCCAGCGGGUGAGCGCGCUGGCGGAGAAGCACUGCGAGGCGCUGCGCAUGAUCGACGACGACGCCCCGAAGCCGGUCGCGCUGCACGUCGGCAGCCGCGGCGGGUGCGGAACGGUGGCACUGGCUGCUGCGUUCCCGAAGGUCACGGGGAUCGACGCGGAGGAGGCGGCGGUGGACGUGGCAUGUCGCGUGACGGUGAUGGGGAAGGUCACGGCUCUGGGGCCCGGGGGGAGUCCGACGACGGUGGCGUACCCGCAGCACAUCGACCGGGAUCGAGUGGAGUACCUGGUCGCGGACGAGCGCUGGAUUCCGUGGGAUGUGGGGACCGCUGACGCGGUGGUGACGACCGGCGCGCUGGACCGCUCGAAGAAUCCGACGCACCUGCUGUCGCGGCUCCCGACGCUCGUGAAACCCGGGGGGGUGAUUGUCGUGUCAGAGUUGUACGGGUGGAGUCCUGUCAAGGUCUCCAUGAUGCAGGCGCUGGCGGAGGGCGCGGCGGCCGAGGGCGGGCGGGCCGCGGCGGCGAACGGGAAGCACGGUGUCGUGCGGUCCGAGCCCGCCGACCCGUCCUGGCGGGCCCUGAAGGAGUACUUCACCACCAAGGGACUGCAUAUGGUGUGCUGCGAGUGGCAGCCGCGGCUGAGCAUGCCCGAGGGGAGUCUGGCGGGGCGGCGGCUGCACAUUGACACCAUGCACACCUCUGUCUGGCGCCCCGCCGCGCCCGGGGAGGAAGAGCCGGAGGGCUGGGUCGCGGACGCGUGA
This is a messenger RNA of Pedinophyceae sp. YPF-701, 987 nucleotides long. NCBI's taxonomy places the organism in Eukaryota, Viridiplantae, Chlorophyta, Pedinophyceae. The record is from the annotation of a GenBank genome assembly.